This is a messenger RNA of Balaenoptera ricei (Rice's whale), 3096 nucleotides long. It is a transcript of the gene TLE2, whose product is annotated as TLE family member 2, transcriptional corepressor. The record is from RefSeq and is a predicted model, not a curated record. The transcript has 20 exons. Lineage: Eukaryota; Metazoa; Chordata; Mammalia; Artiodactyla; Balaenopteridae. Gene Ontology annotation, cellular component: transcription regulator complex; nucleus. Bases 299 to 2908 code for a protein of 869 amino acids. Gene Ontology annotation, biological process: regulation of DNA-templated transcription; negative regulation of canonical Wnt signaling pathway. Gene Ontology annotation, molecular function: transcription corepressor activity; protein binding.
GCCCGUCGCCCGCGCCUCUGAAACCGGCCGCCGCUCGCCCGACCUUCUGCGCCGGCCUCGCGCCCCCCGCCCGGCAGGGGCCUCGGCGCCCCUCGGUCCCCGCGACCCCGCGCGCUCGCUCGGGGGGCGGGGGACUCCGGGGUCCCCUGCCCCACGCCGCUGCCCCCUUCUUUCUCGGGCAGCCCCCCACCCCAGCCUCUCCCCCAUCCCGCCGCUGCCUCUCCGCCCCCUCUCCGCCCCCGUCCCCAUAUCGUCAAGCUCAGGCGGCGUGGGAGGGGGGGCCUCCCGAAUCGACAGGAUGUACCCCCAGGGAAGGCACCCGACCCCGCUUCAGUCCGGCCAGCCCUUCAAGUUCUCAAUCUUGGAGAUCUGCGACCGCAUCAAAGAAGAAUUCCAGUUUCUUCAGGCUCAGUACCACAGCCUCAAGCUGGAGUGUGAGAAGUUGGCCAGUGAGAAGACAGAAAUGCAGCGACAUUAUGUCAUGUACUACGAAAUGUCCUACGGGCUCAACAUUGAAAUGCAUAAGCAGGCUGAGAUUGUGAAGCGCCUCAGUGGUAUCUGUGCUCAGAUUAUCCCCUUCCUGACGCAGGAGGGGACACUGGGUGAUGUUGGGGACAUCUGUGGUCAUCACCCCUGGGGGUGCUCCUGGCAUCGAGUGAGUGGGGGCCGAGGAUGCUGCUCCACACCCCACAGUGCCUGGGACGAACGCCCACAGAGGGUGACCCAGCCCCCACCACCAACAGCAGGUCCUGCAGGCCGUGGAGCGGGCCAAGCAGGUGACCGUGGGGGAGCUGAACAGCCUCAUCGGCGUGAGUCUUCCGGCCCCCGCCCCACCCUGCCGUGGGUGGUGAAGCUGGGGGUGCCGGGUGGGCAGCUGGCCUGGGCUCUGGCCCCCCUGGAGACCCCAAGGGUGCGCUUCUGCCUGGACCCUGCCUGUCCGGGCUCUCUCUCCGUAGCCUCUUGCGGGGGGGGGCGGCGGGGGGGCGGGGGGAGGGCACGGUCGGGGCCCCGCCCGCCCCUGGCCCACCCCCCUCCUCUCCAGCAGCAGCAGCUCCAGCCGCUAUCCCACCACGCCCCCCCUGUGCCCCUCACCCCUCGCCCGGCUGGGCUGGUGGGCGGCAGUGCCACGGGGCUGCUGGCCCUGUCGGGAGCCCUGGCCGCCCAGGCUCAGCUGGCCGCGGUCGCCAAGGAGGACCGGGCAGGCGUGGAGGCCGAGGGGUCCAGAGUGGAGAGAGCCCCGAGCAGGAGUGCAUCCCCCUCACCCCCAGAGAGUGUGGCGGAAGAGGAGCGACCCAGCGGCCCGGGUGGCAAUGGGAAGCAGAGAGCCGAGGAGAAGGAUCUGUCGGGACCUUAUGAGAGUGAUGAGGACAAGAGCGAUUACAACCUGGUGGUGGACGAGGACCAACCCUCCGAGCCCCCCAGCCCAGCAACCACCCCAUGUGGAAAGGCACCCAUCUGCAUCCCUGCCCGUCGGGACCUGGUGGACAGUCCAGCCUCCUUGGCCUCCAGCCUUGGCUCACCGCUCCCCAGAGCCAAGGAGCUCGUCUUGAAUGAUCUUCCUGCCGGCACCCCUGCCUCCAAGUCCUGUGACUCCUCCCCGCCCCAGGACGCGUCCACCCCUGGGCCCAGCUCCACCAGUCACCUCCGCCAGCUCGCGGCCAAGCCAGCACCUUCCACGGACAGUAUUGCCCUGAGGAGUCCCCUGACCCUGUCCAGUCCCUUCACCACAUCCUUCAGCCUGGGCUCCCACAGCGCCCUUAAUGGGGACCUCUCUGUGCCCAGCUCCUACGUCAGCCUCCACCUGUCCCCCCAGGUCAGCGGCUCUGUGAUGUAUGGACGCUCCCCCAUGAUGGCAUUUGAGUCUCAUCCACAUCUCCGAGGGUCGUCCAUCUCUUCCUCCCUGCCCACCAUCCCUGGGGGAAAGCCGGCGUACUCCUUCCAUGUGUCUGCGGACGGGCAGAUGCAGCCGGUGCCCUUCCCUUCUGACGCGCUGGUGGGCGCCGGCAUCCCGCGGCACGUGCGGCAGCUGCACACGCUGGCGCACGGCGAGGUGGUCUGCGCGGUCACCAUCAGCGGCUCCACGCAGCAUGUGUACACGGGCGGCAAGGGCUGUGUGAAGGUGUGGGACGUGGGCCAGCCGGGCGCCAAGACGCCAGUGGCCCAGCUGGACUGCCUGAACCGGGACAACUACAUUCGUUCCUGCAAGCUGCUGCCGGACGGCCGGAGUCUGAUAGUGGGUGGUGAGGCCAGCACCUUGUCCAUCUGGGACCUGGCGGCCCCCACCCCUCGCAUCAAGGCGGAGCUGACCUCCUCGGCGCCCGCCUGCUACGCCCUGGCCGUCAGCCCCGACGCCAAGGUCUGCUUUUCCUGCUGCAGCGACGGCAACAUCGUGGUCUGGGACCUGCAGAACCAGACCAUGGUCAGGCAAUUCCAGGGCCACACGGAUGGGGCCAGCUGCAUCGACAUUUCUGAUUAUGGCACUCGGCUCUGGACAGGGGGCCUGGACAACACCGUGCGCUGCUGGGACCUGCGGGAGGGCCGCCAGCUGCAGCAGCAUGACUUCAGCUCCCAGAUUUUUUCCCUGGGCCACUGCCCCAACCAGGACUGGCUGGCGGUCGGCAUGGAGAGCAGCAACGUGGAGAUCCUGCACGUCCGAAAGCCCGAGAAAUACCAGCUGCAUCUUCACGAGAGCUGUGUGCUCUCCCUCAAAUUUGCCUCCUGUGGGCGGUGGUUCGUGAGCACCGGGAAGGACAACCUGCUCAAUGCCUGGAGGACGCCAUACGGAGCCAGCAUCUUCCAGUCCAAGGAGUCAUCCUCCGUGCUGAGCUGUGACAUCUCUGGGAAUAACAAGUACAUCGUGACAGGCUCUGGGGACAAGAAGGCCACCGUGUACGAGGUGGUCUACUGAGACACCACUCUUCCUGCACCCCUGGCCCAACUCCUGAGGGAGGGGCAACCAGGACCCCCUCUCCAGUCCUACUCUGAGCACUAAGUCUCAUCUGCUCUCUGGCUGACCCCCUUACGUCCUCCCCUGCUGGAUGUGGGACCAGAUGUGCAGGGGGACUUUGGGGAAAUAAAUAAAUGUAUUUAUCACAA